This is a messenger RNA of Setaria italica (foxtail millet), 1005 nucleotides long. Its product is annotated as RING-H2 finger protein ATL66. Lineage: Eukaryota; Viridiplantae; Streptophyta; Magnoliopsida; Poales; Poaceae. The coding region runs from base 139 to 705 and encodes 188 amino acids. Gene Ontology annotation, biological process: protein ubiquitination. The record is from RefSeq and is a predicted model, not a curated record. The transcript has a single exon.
GGGACCAGAGGCCGCCCAGCCCACACAAGCCACGCGACGCGCCGACGCCCUUCGUUUUGUGUUUUUUCAAGAGCCACGCGAAGAGAAGAAAGCUGACGGCCGCAACGAUUUCCAGGCUCCCGGAGAGAGGGCAGCCGCAUGGCAGCGCAGGAGGCGCUGCGGUGGCGCUACGGCGACGUGGACGACGGCAACUUCGCCGUGCACGGCCGCGGCGUGCCGGUGCUCGUGGCGCUCUUCGGCGUCCUCGUCUGUUUCGUCGCCAUCUGCCUCUACCUCCGCUGGGCGUGCCACCGCUACAACGACCGCCGCGGCGUCUCCGCCGCGCUGCCGAGGUACUGGGCGUCGUCGCCGGGCUCUUCCUCCGCGGCGCCGCUGGGCUCCACCGCGUCGGUGUCGCCCGGCCUCGACGACGCCGCGAUUGCGGGCCUGCCCGUGACGCUGUACCGGCGGCCUGGUGGCGGCGCCGGCGCCGGCGCCGCGGCGGACGACGCGGCGGCGCAGUGCUGCCCCAUCUGCCUCGGCGAGCUCGUGGAGGGCGACAAGGUGAAGGCGCUGCCGCGGUGCGGACACGGCUUCCACCCGGAAUGCGUGGACGCGUGGCUGCGGGCUCAGGCAAGCUGCCCUCUGUGCCGGGCCUCGCUUCUCGCGGCCGCGACCGCCACCAAACCACCAGGCGACGGCAUCGGAAGCGACGAAGCUGUCUGAUCAUCCCUCGCGGCAACCGUGCGUGGAGGCGGAACAGGAUGAACUUUCAGGGCGGCCGCAUUCCGUUGCGCCGGCCGAUAGUGUUCCGGCGGCGGGCGGUGGAAACUUUCGUUUGUGUGUACACCACUGUAAAAUCUUGCGCCGUGGCGUUAAUUUGCUCACUCCAGUUGCCGAAACGAAACGAGUACUGUAGCGUGUUUCCAUGGCCGGUUGAAGGGAUCGACAUCAGAUGCGAUGACGUUCUUUAGUUACAGGCCAGCAUUAAGGGAAGCGCUGCCAUUGCUGGGGCGACACUUUCGC